Molecule: messenger RNA, 1891 nt
Organism: Teleopsis dalmanni
Lineage: Eukaryota; Metazoa; Arthropoda; Insecta; Diptera; Diopsidae
Product: zinc finger CCCH-type with G patch domain-containing protein
Exons: 5
Coding region: 119-1732 (537 amino acids)
Biological process (GO): negative regulation of DNA-templated transcription; regulation of transcription by RNA polymerase II
Cellular component (GO): nucleus
Molecular function (GO): DNA-binding transcription factor activity, RNA polymerase II-specific; RNA polymerase II cis-regulatory region sequence-specific DNA binding; metal ion binding
Source: RefSeq, a predicted model, not a curated record
AGUAAUUCGCUGUUGCAGUAUAAACAAAACUUCCUGGAAAACUUCCUUUGGUCUGAUUUGCAUUAGCGAAGAAAUGCGUUUUUUAAUUUUUCUUUCUUCCCUUAGCUUGUAGUUUAAAAUGGAAAGUUAUAAAGAGCAGUUAAAAGCCGUCAAUGACGCUUUAGACGUUGUUACCAAUCAAGCUGAUCGCGAACAAUUAGAAUCUCUGAAGAAAGACAUACUGGAACUUAUUGCGCUAACGGAGGAGUUUGAGACAAAAUCAGAGGAAGUAAAACAACAACCGGCGACGGAAUGUGCGGAUACGAAUAUGGAAAAUGAGUUGAAACAAUUUCUAACUGAAAUUGAUAGUUUAAAUAAUGACAAGGAUAUAAAAGAUUCCAGUGAAACAAGCCAAUCAAACGCAGCUAAUAGUGAAGAAAGUGAAGAGAACAUUGCCAACGAAGUUCAAUUUGACGUCAAUGAUGAAAUUGUACAACUAAAAUUCCAGGAGCUUAAAACAAAAUUGGAAGGUAUGGUUGGAGAAAAAUGCUCAGCACCACAUGAACAUAAUUGGGGUGCAACAAGCUACCACAAUGCUAUUAUUUGUGGUGUUGAGGAUGCUAUGGAGAUAUCUGCAACUGGCAAAUUGGACAUGCAAUUACGCGUACUGUUUACAAAUCCAACUCAUCGAGAAAUGUUACCGUGCCGCUUCUUUCUUGAAGGACAUUGUAAAUUCGAUGAUGCACAAUGUCAUUUUUCACAUGGUGAACUUGUGUCGGCUACUGCAAUUCGCGAAUAUGCCGAACCAAAAUUUGACACUUUGGCACGUAAUUGUUACGUGUUGGCAAAAUUAGAUAAUGGACUAUGGCAUAAGGGACGAGUGUUAUGUGUAAAUUUCGUUGAAAAAGAAUGUCGUGUGCGUUUGGAUGGAAAUGCAAAUAAGCAGCGGGAAAAUGAUUUUAAAUUUGAAGAUUUAUUACCCAUUUAUCAAGAUACAGAAAUCUCUAGCAGCGAAUCUGAAAGUGACACAGACAGCACUGAGCUAGACGAAUUAGAGAAAGCACGACAAGCCAGCUUAAUAGAACGUAGUUUAUUUACAUUGUCGCCCACACAGCGUUUAGGGGAGUGGGAAAAGCAUACGCGGGGCAUUGGUUCUAAGUUAAUGGAAAAAAUGGGUUAUGUUAUUGGUACAGGUCUUGGCUCGGAUGGUGGUGGAAUUGUGGUACCGAUUUCUGCUCAAGUACUGCCUAAAGGCUGUUCACUAGAUUAUUGUAUGAAUUUACGUGAGGCUAACAAUGGAAAUGAAAGUUUCUUUCAAGUGGAAAAAAAAUUACUGCGUGAACAAAAAAAACAAGAAGCACUUAACCUGAAAGCUUAUGAACGCGAAAAGCAGCGCGUAGAUGUUUUUAACUUUCUAAAUGAUAAUAUAUUAGCUGGAAUUAGUCAAGAUAAUGCUACUGACAAAAAAAGUACAAAAUCAAAUGAUAAAAAGUCAAAACUUUCCAAUCAAACUACAAAGGCACUUAACGUGGAAAGCGUAAUUAACUCGGAUAAUAUACGCAAAAAAGAAAGUGAGCUAGCUAAACUUAAAGAAAUGAUGUCUAGAAAUAAAACAAAUAGUGAAGUUCUUAAGCGUUUAGAGCCUCAAUUCAAUGCAAAAACCCGGGAACUGGACGCUUUGCGACAAGAAAACAAAAAAUUAUCUGUUGAACUCAAUUCACGCAAAACGAAGGAUGAGCUACGCUUUUUCUAAUGUUUUUGCUAUUUUUUAUUAACAUAUAAGCUUAGUAUUUAAGUGUUGAAAAUAUUUAUAUAAAAACAUAUUGUUAAUAUAAUGUCAAAAUACAACUACUUCUUAAGAAAUCUCUAGACCUUGGAAUUAUAUCAAUAAGAUUGCAUAGAAUAAAAGAUU